ACUGGGGCUUGGCCGUGAGUCGGUGUUGGCUAUGAUGGGGAGCCGGGAGCAGCGAGGCGGUCAGUAGCAGCGGCAGCGGCGGCAGCCGGGAGCAGACACGAGAGCCGGCGCUCUUCCCGGCAGGCUGCGCUGUGAUCUGGGCUGCGGAUUGGAAUAUCGCGCCCAGUCCCCCUCCUCCCGCUGCCUUUCUCCUCCUACCGGGCCCCCCUCCCCGCCUACGAGCCCCCGGCAGCGGCGUCCGGAGUGCUGAGCCCCUCUGCUUGCGGCCCCAGUCCCGGCGAGCGCGCGGCGGGCACUGCGGCGGCAGCAGCGACCAGGUGGCCGGCUCGCUCUGGGCAGGGGCGCCGAGAAAGGAAGACCACGGGGAAAGCGCCUGGUAGAGCCCUGGAGUCGCCGGCCGAGGCAAGGGAUGGAAGUAUGAUGCGAUGGAUAUAAUUAUGGGAUACUGUGCAGGAACCCGGCCUCCUUCUUGCCUCAUCCUCCUGCUUCUCAAGCUGUUGGCCACUGUCUCCCAGGGUCUGCCGGGGACUGGGUCCCUGGGCUUCCGCUUCACACAUUCCGUUUAUAAUGCCUCUGUGUAUGAGAACUCAGCAGCAAGGACCUACGUCAACAGCCAGAGUAGAAUGGGCAUCACCCUAAUAGAUCUGUCCUGGGAUAUCAAAUACAGGAUAGUGUCUGGAGACGAGGAAGGCUUUUUCAAAGCCGAGGAAGUCAACAUUGCAGAUUUCUGUUUUCUCAGAAUAAGAACUAAAGGUGGCAAUUCUGCCAUAUUGAAUAGGGAAAUCCAGGACAAUUAUUUAUUGAUAAUAAAAGGUUCUGUCAGGGGAGAGGAUUUAGAAGCAUGGACCAAAGUGAAUAUACAGGUUUUAGAUAUGAAUGAUCUGAGACCUUUGUUUUCACCCACAACAUACUCUGUUACAAUAGCAGAAAGCACACCUUUAAGGACUAGUGUCGCCCAGGUGACCGCUACAGAUGCAGACAUUGGUUCCAAUGGUGAAUUCUACUACUACUUUAAAAAUAAAGUUGAUCUCUUUUCAGUUCACCCCACGAGUGGUGUCAUCUCUUUAAGUGGACGAUUAAAUUACGAUGAAAAGAAUAGGUAUGACCUGGAAAUUUUGGCUGUGGAUCGGGGUAUGAAACUCUAUGGAAACAACGGAGUGAGCAGUACUGCAAAGCUUUAUGUUCACAUUGAACGUAUUAAUGAACACGCCCCAACCAUCCAUGUGGUCACUCAUGUUCCUUUCUCAUUGGACAAAGAGCCAACGUAUGCAGUGGUGACGGUUGAUGACCUAGAUGAGGGGGCCAAUGGAGAGAUUGACUCUGUUUCCAUUGUGGCUGGGGAUCCUUUAGAUCAGUUUUUCCUGACUAAAGAAGGAAAGUGGAUGAACGAGUACAAGAUUAAAGAGAGAAAGCAGGCUGACUGGGAGAGCUUUCCUUAUGGCUACAAUCUUACUCUUCAAGCAAAAGACAAGGGGUCACCUCAGAAGUUUUCAGCAGUAAAGGUAGUCCACAUUGCCAACCCCAAAAGAGACACUGUCCCAAUUCAAUUUGAAAAAGACGUGUACGAUGUGAGCAUUAGUGAAUUUUCCCCUCCCGGUGUAGUGGUUGCUAUAGUAAAGUUAAAUCCCGAACCGCUAGAUGUGGAAUACAAAUUAUCUCCCGGUGAGGAUGCAGAGUACUUUAAAAUUAAUCCCCGGUCAGGUCUGAUUGUCACAGCUCAGCCACUGAAUACUGUUAAGGAGGUUUAUAAACUGGGGGUGACAAACAAGGAAGGAGAUUUAAAAGCACAAGUCACUGUUGGCAUAGAAGAUGCAAACGACCACACCCCAGAAUUUCAACAGCUACUGUACGAUGCUUUUGUGAAUGAAAGUGUUCCGGUGGGAACCAGUGUUCUGACAGUGUCAGCUUCUGACAAGGAUAAAGGAGAAAAUGGCUACAUCACCUAUAGUAUUGCCAGCCUGAAUUCGUUACCAUUUGCCAUUAACCAGUUUACAGGUGUUAUUAGCACAACUGAAGAAUUGGAUUUUGAAUCUUGUCCAGAAAAUUACAGGUUCAUUGUAAGAGCCUCUGACUGGGGUUCACCAUAUCGCCAUGAAAGUGAGGUAAAUGUGACUAUUCGAAUAGGAAAUAUCAAUGACAACAGCCCUCUCUUUGAAAAAGUGGCCUGCCAGGGAGUUAUUUCAUAUGACUUUCCAGUUGGGGGUCACAUCACAGCUGUCUCAGCAAUUGAUACUGAUGAACUUGAACUUGUGAAGUACAAAAUCAUCUCUGGAAAUGAACUUGGUUUCUUUUAUUUAAACCCAGACUCUGGUGUCUUACAGCUUAAAAAGUCGUUGAUGAAUUCUGGCAUUAAAAAUGGUAAUUUUGGCCUCAGAAUUACAGCAACUGAUGGAGAGAAUUUUGCAGAGCCCAUGUCUGUUAACAUUUCCGUCCUACAUGGGAAGGUUUCUUCAAAGAGCUUCAGCUGCAGAGAAACUCGCGUGGCUCAAAAGCUGGCAGAGAAACUACUCAUCAAGGCAAAAGCAAAUGGGAAACUGAAUCUGGAAGACGGGUUUCUUGACUUUUAUUCAGUUAAUAGGCAAGGACCACAUUUUGACAAGUCUUUUCCUUCUGAUGUGGCUGUGAAGGAGGAUCUGCCAGUUGGUGCUAAUAUCCUGAAGAUUAAAGCCUAUGACUCCGACUCUGGCUUCAAUGGAAAGGUGCUAUUUACAAUAUCUGAUGGAAAUACAGAUAGUUGCUUUAAUAUUGAUAUGGAGACUGGGCAACUUACAGUUCUUAUGCCCAUGGAUCGAGAACAGACAGAUCUUUAUCUCCUUAAUAUCACCAUCUAUGAUUUAGGCAAUCCACAAAAAUCUUCAUGGAGGUUGCUGACUAUCAAUGUUGAAGAUGCUAAUGACAAUAGCCCGAUUUUUCUUCAAGACAGUUACUCAGUUAACAUUCUUGAAAGUUCAAGUAUUGGUACUGAAAUUAUUCAAGUGGAAGCCAGAGACAAGGACUUGGGUUCUAAUGGUGAAGUGACUUACUCAGUCUUGACAGAUACACAGCAGUUUGCCAUCAAUAGCUCAACUGGGAUCGUUUAUGUAGCUGACCAAUUGGACCGGGAAUCUAAAGCAAACUAUUCUUUAAAAAUAGAAGCCAGGGACAAGUCAGAAAGUAGUCAGCAGCUGUUCUCCGUUGUCACUCUCAAAGUGUUUUUGGAUGACGUCAAUGACUGCUCCCCAGCCUUCAUUCCCAGCAGCUACAGCGUGAAGGUUCUCGAAGAUCUUCCCAUUGGCACUGUCAUUGCUUGGCUGGAGACCUACGAUCCGGAUCUUGGAUUAGGGGGUCAAGUGCGCUACUCUUUGGUCAAUGAUUAUAAUGGGAGAUUUGAAAUAGAUAAAGCGAGUGGUGCCAUCCGUUUGAACAAAGAACUUGACUAUGAGAAGCAGCAGUUCUAUAACCUCACAGUUCGGGCCAAAGACAAAGGGCGGCCCGUGUCUCUAUCAUCCCUUUCCUUUGUUGAGGUGGAAGUGGUGGAUGUCAAUGAAAAUCUCCACACCCCCUAUUUCCCAGAUUUUGCUGUCGUUGGAUCUGUAAAAGAAAACUCACGCAUUGGAACAAGUGUGCUGCAGGUGACUGCCCAAGAUGAGGACUCUGGGAGGGAUGGAGAGAUCCAAUACUCCAUCAGGGAUGGCAGUGGUCUUGGAAGAUUUAAUAUAGAUGAUGAGAGUGGGGUCAUCACGACUGCAGACAUUCUUGAUCGAGAGACAACGGGGUCGUACUGGCUGACGGUGUAUGCCACAGAUCGGGGUGUUGUUCCGCUCUAUUCCACUCUUGAGGUCUACAUUGAAAUCGAAGAUGUGAAUGACAAUGCCCCACUGACCUCGGAACCUAUUUAUUAUCCUGUUGUCAUGGAAAACUCUCCCAAGGAUGUAUCUGUCAUUCAGAUCCAGGCUGAGGAUCCUGACUCCAGUUCCAAUGAAAAACUGACAUACAGGAUUACAAGUGGGAAUCCUCAGAAUUUUUUUGCCAUAAAUAUCAAAACAGGUCUGAUUACAACAACUUCGAGGAAAUUGGAUCGAGAACAGCAGGCAGAACAUUUUCUGGAGGUGACCGUGACAGAUGGCAGUUCCUCUCCAAAACAGUCCACCAUUUGGGUGGUGGUUCAGGUUCUGGAUGAAAACGACAACAAGCCCCAAUUCCCCGAGAAGGUCUACCAGAUCAAGCUGCCAGAACGGGACCGAAGAAAGAGAGGAGAACCCAUUUACAGGGCUUUUGCAUUCGAUAGAGAUGAGGGUCCCAAUGCAGAAAUCUCCUACAGCAUCGUGGAUGGGAAUGAUGAUGGAAAGUUUUUUAUUGACCCUAAAACUGGCAUGGUUUCUUCUAGAAAGCAGUUUACAGCGGGGAGUUAUGACAUCCUAACGAUAAAGGCGGUAGACAAUGGGCGUCCACAGAAAUCCUCCACGGCCCGCCUCCACAUUGAAUGGAUUAAAAAACCACCCCCUUCACCUAUACCACUGACCUUUGAUGAACCAUUUUACAACUUCACAGUCAUGGAAAGUGACAGAGUAACAGAGAUCGUAGGGGUGGUGUCUGUGCAGCCAGCUAACACCCCUCUGUGGUUUGACAUAGUUGGGGGGAAUUUUGACAGCUCUUUUGACGCAGAGAAGGGUGUCGGGACAAUUGUCAUUGCAAAACCUUUGGACGCUGAACAGAGGUCUGUUUAUAAUAUGAGUGUGGAAGUCACCGAUGGGACAAAUGUUGCUGUCACUCAGGUAUUUAUCAAAGUGCUGGAUAAUAAUGAUAAUGCCCCAGAAUUCUCUCAGCCAAAUUACGAGGUGACAAUUUCUGAGGAUGUGCUUCCAGAUACUGAGAUCUUGCAGAUUGAAGCCACAGAUAGAGACGAGAAGAACAAGCUGAGCUACGCUGUCCACAGCAGCAUUGACCCUGUCAGCCUGAGAAAAUUCCGGAUUGACCCCAGCACCGGCGUCCUCUAUACUGCUGAGAGACUGGACCACGAGGCCCAGGACAAGCACAUUCUCAACAUAAUGGUCAGAGAUCAGGAGUUUCCUUACCGAAGAAACUUGGCACGAGUCAUUGUGAAUGUGGAAGAUGCUAAUGAUCAUAGUCCUUAUUUUACCAAUCCAUUGUAUGAAGCAUCUGUGUUUGAAUCGGCUGCUUUGGGAUCAGCUGUUCUGCAAGUGACUGCUCUGGACAAAGACAAAGGGGAAAAUGCAGAACUCAUAUAUACCAUAGAAGCAGGGAACACUGGGAACACAUUUAAGAUUGAACCAGUCCUGGGCAUCAUCACCGUUUCCAAAGAACCAGACAUGACAACAAUGGGUCAGUUUGUCCUGUCAGUCAAAGUCACAGAUCAGGGUUCCCCGCCAAUGUCUGCCACUGCAAUUGUGCGCAUUUCUGUCACCAUGUCUGAUAAUUCUCAGCCCAGAUUUACUCACAAAGACUACCAAGCAGAAGUAAAUGAGAAUGUUGAUAUUGGAACAUCAGUCAUUCUCAUCUCUGCCAUCAGUCAAUCUACCCUCAUUUAUGAAGUCAAAGAUGGAAACAUUGAUGGAAUCUUUACCAUAAAUCCAUAUUCUGGAGUCAUCAGCACCCGGAAGGCACUAGAUUACGAACGCACUUCCUCUUAUCUGAUCAUCAUUCAGGCCACUAACAUGGCAGGAAUGGCUUCCAAUGCCACGGUCAGUAUUCAGAUUGUUGAUGAAAAUGAUAAUGCCCCGGUUUUUCUCUUUUCUCAGUACUCGGGCAGCCUAAGUGAGGCUGCUCCAGUCAAUAGCAUUGUCAGGAGCUCAGACAACAGCCCUCUGGUGAUUCGAGCCACCGACGCGGAUAGCAAUCGGAAUGCUCUGCUUGUCUAUCAGAUUGUGGAGUCCAUGGCCAAGAAGUUCUUCACUGUCGACUCCAGUACAGGUGCAAUCAGGACAAUUGCCAACUUGGACCAUGAAACCAUUGCCCAUUUCCAUUUUCAUGUGCAUGUGAGAGACAGUGGUAGUCCCCAGCUGACUGCAGAGAGUCCUGUAGAAGUCAACAUUGAGGUGACAGAUGUGAAUGAUAACCCACCUGUUUUCACUCAGGCUGUGUUUGAGACUGUCUUACUCCUACCUACCUAUGUCGGAGUGGAGGUUCUGAAAGUCAGUGCCACGGAUCCUGACUCUGAGGUACCCCCUGAACUGACCUACAGCCUAAUGGAAGGUAGCUUGGAUAAUUUUUUAAUUGACUCAACUAGUGGUGUGCUCACCAUAAGAAACAACAACCUCUCCAAAGAUCACUACAUGCUGAUAGUUAAAGUGUCUGAUGGGAAGUUCUACAGUACAUCCAUGGCCACUAUCAUGGUUAAAGAAGCUAUGGACAGUGGCCUCCGCUUUAUACAAAGCUUUUACUCCUCUUCAAUCUCAGAGAACAGCACUAACAUAACCAAAGUUGCUAUUGUCAAUGCAGUUGGAAACCGCCUUAAUGAGCCCUUAAAAUAUAGCAUCUUAAACCCAGGAAAUAAGUUCAAGAUUAAAUCUACCUCAGGGGUCAUUCAAACCACUGGAGUCCCCUUUGACCGUGAAGAACAAGAGUUAUAUGAGCUGGUAGUGGAAGCCAGCCGUGAGCUAGACUAUCUGCGUGUGGCAAGGGUAGUGGUCAGGGUUAACAUCGAAGACAUAAACGACAAUUCUCCGGUCUUUGUGGGCCUCCCUUACUAUGCUGCUGUGCAAGUUGAUGCUGAGCCCGGGACUCUGAUUUACCGUGUGACAGCCAUCGACAGAGAUAAAGGUGCAAAUGGGGAAGUGACCUAUGUCCUCCAGGAUGACUAUGGCCACUUUGAAAUUAACCCCAGUUCAGGGAAUGUUAUUUUAAAAGAAGCAUUCAACUCCGACUUGUCCAACAUUGAAUAUGGAGUCACCAUCCUAGCCAGAGAUGGUGGAACACCCUCUUUGUCCACAUCUGUGGAACUUCCCAUCACUAUUGUCAACAAAGCAAUGCCUGUGUUUGACAAGCCCUUUUAUACAGCAUCCAUCAAUGAAGACAUCAGAUUGGACACCCCCAUUCUAAGCAUCAAUGCCACCAGUCCAGAAGGCCAAGGAAUCAUAUACAUCAUUAUUGAUGGGGAUCCUUAUAAACAGUUUAACAUUGACUUUGACACUGGGGUCCUGAAAGUUGUUGGCCCUUUGGAUUAUGAAAUUACAUCUGAUUACAAGUUGACAGUAAGAGCCAGUGAUGCCCUUACUGGCGCCAGGGCUGAAGUCACUGUUGACUUGCUAGUUAACGAUGUAAAUGACAAUCCCCCCAUUUUUGAUCAAGUCACAUACAAUACAACAUUAUCAGAAGCAUCUCUCAUUGGGACACCUGUUUUGCAAGUUGUCUGUACUGAUGCGGACUCAGAAAAUAAUAAAAUGGUACACUAUCAGAUUGUCCAGGAUACUUACAACAGCACAGAUUUUUUUCACAUAGACAGUGCAAGUGGCUUGAUCCUGACAGCACGGAUGCUGGACCAUGAGUUAGUACAACACUGUACUUUGAAAGUCAGAGCAACAGAUAAUGGCUUCCCAUCACUGAACAGUGAGGUCCUCGUUCAUAUCUACAUCUCAGACAUAAAUGACAACCCUCCGGUUUUUAACCAGCUCAUUUAUGAAUCAUAUGUGAGUGAAUUAGCCCCCCGUGGCCAUUUUGUAACCUGUGUACAAGCCUCUGAUGCUGACAGCUCUGAUUUUGACCGGUUGGAAUAUAGUAUUUUAUCUGGGAAUGACCGGACAAGCUUUCUAAUGGACAGCAAAAGUGGAGUCAUUUCCCUCUCCAACCACCGGAAGCAGCGGAUGGAGCCUCUGUACAGUUUGAACGUGUCUGUCUCUGAUGGGUUGUUCACCAGCACUGCACAGGUGCAUGUCAGGGUACUCGGAGCUAAUUUGUACAGCCCUGCUUUUUCACAAAACACAUAUGUAGCUGAAGUGAGAGAGAAUGCAGCUGCUGGGACAAAGGUAAUUCACGUUCGAGCCACAGACGGGGAUCCAGGGACAUAUGGGCAGAUCAGCUAUGCCAUCAUCAAUGACUUUGCCAAGGAUCGAUUCCUCAUAGACAGCAAUGGACAGGUCAUAACAACAGAAAGGCUAGACAGGGAAAACCCUUUGGAAGGAGACAUUAGUAUUUUUUUGAGAGCUCUCGAUGGUGGGGGAAGAACGACUUUCUGUUCUGUGAGGGUGAUUGUUGUGGAUGAAAAUGACAAUGCUCCCCAGUUCAUGACAGUGGAAUACAGGGCCAGCGUCAGGGCAGACGUUGGAAAGGGCUACUUGGUCACUCAGGUUCAAGCCAUGGAUCCAGAUGAUGGAGGAAAUUCAAGGAUUACUUAUUCCUUGUACAGCGAGGCCUCAGUCUCAGUGGCUGACCUCUUAGAAAUUGAUCCUGAUAAUGGCUGGAUGGUCACAAAGGGCAAUUUUAACCAGCUGAGAAAUACAGUGCUGUCAUUCUUUGUCAAAGCAGUGGAUGGGGGUAUUCCAGUAAAGCACUCACUCAUCCCUGUCUACAUCCAUGUCCUGCCCCCCGAAACAUUCUUGCCUUCAUUCACCCAGUCUCAGUAUUCCUUUACUGUUGCAGAAGAUACAGCCAUCGGGAGCAUAGUAGACACCCUGAGGAUUUUGCCCAGUCAAAAUGUCCGGUUUAGCACUGUCAAUGGGGAACGGCAAGAAAAUAACAAGGGGGGUGUUUUCAUCAUAGAACAGGAGACAGGCACGAUCAAACUUGACAAGCGCCUUGACCAUGAGAUCAGCCCUGCUUUCCACUUCAAAGUUGCAGCCACUAUACCCCUGGACAAGGUAGAUAUUGUGUUUACUGUGGAUGUAGAUAUCAAGGUGUUGGAUUUGAAUGAUAACAAGCCAGUUUUUGAAACACCAAGCUACGAGACCAUCAUAAUGGAAGGGAUGCCAGUGGGCACCAAAGUCACACAGGUGAGAGCUAUCGAUGUGGAUUGGGGGGCCAACGGGCAGGUCACUUACUCCCUCCACUCCGAUUCCCAGGCCGAAAAGGUAAUGGAAGCAUUCAAUAUUGACAGCAACACAGGCUGGAUCAGCACCUUGAAGGACCUAGAUCAUGAGACGGAUCCCACAUUCACCUUCUCCGUGGUAGCCUCCGACCUUGGAGAAGCCUUUUCUCUCUCUUCCACAGCUUUGGUCUCUGUCAGGGUGACAGAUAUAAAUGACAAUGCACCAGUCUUUGCCCACGAGGUGUACCGAGGGAAUGUGAAGGAGAGCGACCCACCAGGCGAAGUGGUUGCUGUUCUUAGCACAUGGGACAGAGACACUUCUGACAUUAAUCGCCAAGUGAGCUACCAUAUUACAGGAGGGAACCCCCGAGGAAGGUUUGCCCUGGGCCUGGUGCAGAAUGAGUGGAAGGUCUAUGUGAAGAGGCCUCUAGAUAGAGAAGAGCAAGACGUUUACUUCCUCAAUAUCACUGCCACCGAUGGGCUCUUUGUCACACAGGCCCUGGUGGAAGUGACUGUCAGUGAUGUGAAUGACAAUAGCCCAGUCUGUGAUCAGGUUGCAUAUACAGCAUUAUUUCCCGAAGACAUUCCAUCAAAUAAAAUCAUCCUGAAGGUCAGUGCCAAGGAUGCCGAUAUUGGAUCCAAUGGAGAUAUACGAUACUCACUCCAUGGAGCUGGAAACGAUGAAUUUUUUCUAGAUCCAGAAAGUGGUGAGUUAAAAACCUUGGCUUUGUUGGAUCGGGAGAAGGUCCCUGUGUACAGCCUGAUUGCCAAGGCCACAGACGGGGGUGGCAGGUUCUGCCAAUCCAAUAUCCGCUUGAUCCUGGAGGACGUGAACGAUAACCCCCCUGUAUUUUCUUCUGACCACUAUAAAGCCUGUGUCUAUGAGAACACGGCCACCAAGGCCCUGUUAACCAGAGUUCAAGCCGUGGACCCUGACGAAGGCAUCAACAGAAAGGUCUUGUACUCCCUGGCGGAUUCUGUGGAUGGGUUUUUCUCCAUUGACGGCUCCUCCGGCAUCAUUAUCCUGGAGCAACCACUGGACCGAGAGCAGCAGUCCUCCUACAACAUCAGUGUGCAGGCCGCCGACCAGAGCCCUGGACAGGCUCUAUCCUCUCUCACCACCGUCACCAUCACUGUCCUGGACAUCAACGACAACCCCCCUGUGUUUGAGAGAAGGGACUACCUGGUGACAGUGCCUGAAGACACCUCCCCUGGUACCCAAGUCCUUGCUGUUUUUGCCACCAGCAAAGAUAUCGGCACAAAUGCUGAGAUUAUGUACCUCAUCCGGUCUGGGAAUGAACAAGGGAAGUUUAGGAUCAACCCAAAGACAGGGGAGAUUUCUGUCUCUGAAGUCCUGGACUAUGAAUUUUGCAAAAAGUUUUUCCUGGUGGUGGAAGCCAAAGAUGGGGGUACCCCCGCUCUCAGUGCAGUGGCCACAGUCAGCAUUAACCUCACGGAUGUGAAUGACAACCCUCCUCAGUUCAGCCAAGACGUCUACAGCGCUGUCAUCAGUGAAGACGCCUCAGUCGGGGACUCUGUCAUUUUGCUAAUAGCAGAAGAUGUAGACAGCCAGCCCAAUGGACAGAUUCAUUUCUCCAUAGUGAAUGGAGAUCGGGACAAUGAAUUUGCUGUAGAUCCUCUCUUGGGACUUGUUAAGGUUAAGAAGAAAUUGGACCGGGAACGGGUGUCUGGAUACUCCCUACUUGUCCAGGCAGCUGACAGUGGCAUUCCUGCCAUGUCAUCAACAACAACUGUCAACAUAGAUAUUUCUGAUGUGAACGACAACAGCCCAGUCUUUACACCUGCUAACUAUACUGCUGUGAUUCAGGAAAAUAAGCCAGUAGGCACCAGCAUUUUGCAACUGGUGGUGACAGACAGAGAUUCCUUUCACAAUGGGCCUCCCUUCUCAUUCUCUAUUUUAUCUGGAAAUGAAGAGGAGGAGUUUGUGUUGGACCCACAUGGAAUCCUGCGGUCAGCCGUGGUCUUCCGGCACACAGAGUCUCCAGAAUAUGUGCUAUGUGUCCAGGCAAAGGAUUCAGGCAAACCCCAGCAAGUUUCUCAGUCCUACGUUCACGUGCGGGUCAUUGAGGAAAGUAUCCACAAGCCCACGGCCAUCCCCCUGGAAAUUUUCAUUGUCACCAUGGAGGACGACUUUCCUGGUGGAGUCAUUGGGAAGAUCCACGCCACUGAUCAAGACAUGUAUGACGUGCUCACAUUUGCCCUGAAAUCGGAGCAGAAGAGCUUGUUCAAAGUGAACAGUCAUGAUGGGAAAAUCAUUGCCCUGGGAGGUCUGGACAGUGGCAAGUACGUUCUGAAUGUGUCAGUGAGUGACGGCCGCUUCCAGGUGCCCAUUGAUGUGGUCGUGCAUGUGGAACAGCUGGUCCAUGAGAUGCUGCAGAACACCGUCACCAUCCGCUUCGAGAACGUGUCCCCUGAGGACUUCGUGGGGCUGCACAUGCAUGGGUUCCGACGCACCCUGCGGAAUGCGGUCCUCUCGCAGAAGCAGGACAGCUUGCACAUCAUCAGCAUCCAGCCUGUGGCAGGCACUAACCAGCUGGACAUGCUGUUUGCGGUGGAGAUGCACAGCAGUGAGUUCUAUAAGCCAGCCUACCUGAUCCAGAAGCUGUCCAACGCCAGGAGACAUCUGGAGAAUGUCAUGCGUAUCUCAGCCAUCCUGGAGAAGAACUGCUCAGGGCUGGACUGUGAGGAGCAGCAUUGCGAGCAAGGCUUAUCACUGGAUUCACAUGCACUCAUGACGUACAGCACGGCUCGCAUCAGCUUUGUGUGUCCGCGUUUCUACAGGAAUGUGCGCUGCACCUGUAAUGGAGGACUGUGCCCAGGUUCCAACGAUCCUUGUGUGGAGAAGCCGUGUCCAGGGGACAUGCAGUGUGUUGGUUAUGAAGCAAGCAGGAGACCAUUCCUCUGCCAGUGUCCACCAGGGAAGCUCGGAGAGUGCUCAGGGCACACUUCUCUCAGCUUUGCUGGAAACAGUUACAUCAAAUACCGGCUUUCUGAAAAUAGUGAAGAAGAGGACUUUAAGCUAGCUCUGCGUCUACGAACCCUGCAAAGCAAUGGAAUUAUAAUGUACACCAGAGCAAAUCCCUGCAUAAUUCUGAAGAUCGUGGACGGCAAACUGUGGUUCCAGUUGGACUGCGGCAGCGGCCCCGGCAUCUUGGGCAUCUCGGGCCGCGCUGUCAACGACGGGAGCUGGCACUCAGUCUUCCUGGAGCUCAAUGGCAAUUUCACGAGCCUGUCGCUGGACGACAGCUACGUGGAGCGGCGCAGGGCGCCCCUCUACUUUCAGAGGCUGAGCACCGAAAGCACCGUCUACUUCGGAGCCUUGGUGCAGGCGGAUAACAUCCGCAGCCUGACAGACACGCGGGUCACGCAGGUGCUGAGCGGCUUCCAGGGCUGCCUGGACUCGGUGGCGCUGAACAACCACGAGCUGCCACUGCAGAACAAGCGCAGCAGCUUCGCGGAGGUGGUGGGCCUGACGGAGCUGAAGCUGGGCUGCGUGCUCUACCCAGACGCGUGUGAGCGCAGCCCGUGCCAGCACGGAGGGAGCUGCGCCGGCCUGCCUUCCGGGGGUUAUCAGUGUACCUGUCUCUCACAGUUCACCGGGAGAAACUGUGAAUCCCAGAUCACAGCCUGCUUCCCCAACCCCUGCCAGAAUGGAGGAUCCUGUGACCCGAUAGGAAACACAUUCAUCUGCAGUUGUAAAGAUGGACUCACUGGAGUCACGUGUGAGGAGGACAUCAACGAGUGCGAGCGAGAGGAGUGCAAGAACGGCGGCUCCUGCGUCAACGUGUUCGGCUCCUUCCUCUGCAACUGCACCCCCGGCUACGUGGGUCAGCACUGCGGGAUGCGCCCCGUGGUGGUGCCCGACAUCCAGGCCGGCCACUCCUACGUGGGGAAGGAGGAGCUCAUCGGCAUCGCCGGCGUCCUCUUAGUCAUCUUCAUCUUGAUCGUCCUCUUCAUCGUCUUCCGCAAGAAGGUCUUCCGCAAGAACUACUCCCGCAACAACAUCACGCUGGUGCAGGACCCCGCCACGGCCGCGCUGCUCAACAAGAGCAACGGCAUGCCCUUCCGGACCCUGCGCGGCGGCGACGCGCGCAACGUCUACCAGGAGGUGGGGCCCCCGCAGGUGCCCGUGCGCCCCAUGGCCUACACCCCGUGCUUCCAGAGCGAUUCCAGAAGCAACCUGGACAAGAUCGUGGACGGGCUGGGGGGCGAGCACCAGGAGAUGACCACGUUUCACCCCGAGUCACCCGGCAUCCUGACAGCCAGGCGGGGUGUGGUCGUGUGCAGUGUGGCCCCCAACCUCCCCGCCGUGUCGCCCUGCCGCUCGGACUGCGAUUCCAUCCGGAAGAAUGGCUGGGACGCAGGGACUGAAAACAAAGGGGUCGAUGACAUGGGAGAGGUGACCUGCUUUGCAGGGAGUAAUAAAGGCAGCAACUCUGAAGUUCAGUCCCUCAGCUCCUUCCAGUCGGAUUCUGGCGAUGACAAUGCAUCCAUAGUGACUGUCAUUCAGCUUGUCAACAAUGUAGUUGACACUAUAGAAAAUGAAGUGUCUGUCAUGGACCAAGGACAGAACUACAACCGAGCCUAUCACUGGGAUACCUCUGAUUGGAUGCCAGGGGCCCGCCUGUCAGAUAUAGAGGAAGUGCCCAACUAUGAGAACCAGGAUGGAGGGUCUGCACACCAAGGCAGCACACGGGAGCUAGAGAGCGAUUACUACCUGGGCGGCUAUGACAUCGACAGCGAAUACCCACCUCCUCAUGAGGAGGAGUUCUUGAGUCAGGACCAGCUGCCCCCUCCCCUGCCAGAGGACUUCCCGGACCAAUAUGAGGCCCUGCCACCCUCCCAGCCUGUCUCACUGGCUGGCACACUGAGCCCGGGCUGCAGGAGAAGGCCACAGUUCCAUCCUAGCCAAUACCUCCCUCCUCACCCCUUCCCCAAUGAAACCGAUUUGGUGGGCCCACCUGCCGGCUGUGAGUUUAGUACUUUUGCCGUGAGCAUGAACCAGGGCCCAGAGUCCACAGGCCCAGCAGACAACGUGUCUUCAUCCUUGCACAGUUCCAGAGGCACCUCAUCCUCGGAUGUGUCAGCCCACUGCGGCUUUGACGAUUCCGAAGUAGCCAUGAGUGACUACGAGAGCGUGGGAGAGCUCAGCCUCGCCAGCCUUCACAUUCCAUUCAUCGAGACCCAGCACCAGACCCAAGUGUAAAGGGCACGUGGCAUGGGCUUUGCACUGUUUGUUACAGAAACAUGGAAGGAGAUCAGCUGGGCUUACGGCUCAAUGGAGAGUUGUCUGUUGAGGGAGAAGGAAAUCGAGUAUUUUCCACUAAGAACUUCUUCACAAAUAAUACUGUCACAGGCAAGCUCGGUUCCAGUUGGGGGAUAAAGAGAGGCUCAGAAUUUGUUUCUGAGCGGUGACUGGUAAUCUUUGCAGUAUGUACCUGCACUUAGACUGCACGCCUAAUUUUUAAAGGAGGAAAAGUUGUUUCACCCACAGAGUUACCCACCGUAAAUCUUUUAUCACUUUGUGCAGUAUUGUGCCCUGGAAACUAUUGCAGCAUCCGUCUUUGCAGUAUUAUUAACUGGCAACAAUCAAAAAGGCAUUGUUGUGUGUAAUUUUGAGCCAGUGGGGGAGGGAGGAAAAUAGUAGUUACGGUUGUUGGAAAAGUUAGUCUCUUAGGCGAAAGAAAAGAGAAACAAAUGUUAUUAAACAAGCAAGGAGAUGGGCUGAAGCCUUUAAAAUCAAUACUAUAUUUUUUAAUAAGCUGCCCAAUUUUCAACUAUUCAAUUAAGUUUGGGUAACAUGUUUAGUAGGCUGAAUUAUUUCUGUUUUAAGCAUCCAGUAUCAUGUAGCUAGGCGGUAUGAUCUUUGAGAAGGGUGUCAGUGGAGAGCAAACAUGAGGCUAUUUGGGUGCCAUUCUAUGUGUUGGGGAGAAGUUGAUGUUGUUCAGAUAUUAGAAGGAAUGUGACUAUCUGGUUUUGUUAUUUCUGGUAAACAUUCCUGGCUGAAAUCACAAUUAUAGCAUUGCUAUAGAAAUUGACCUUUGUUCUGAGAAUCAGGAAAUGAACUAGUAUAUUAGAAUGAGAGAUAUUGUGAAGUUUAAGCAGUAUUUCCAAAUUGGGGGUAGGGGGAGAAAAUAUAUUUUCAAAGUUUUCAGCCUGGAUAAUCACAAUUCUUGAUAAUGCAGAUUUAAAAGUACUUGUUAUUCUAAAUUGAUAACAUCAUCACUAUAAAUACAAUUACCUUAAAAAGAAGAGGAAAGUAGAUUAGUUAUUGUGUAUAAAGUACAGUAGUAUGUGUUUAUGGGGCUAUGUACAAAUAUGUGCUUGCACUCAAUAAGGCUGCUGUUGAGGAAAACUAACAUGAAGGCUUUAGGUUAUGAACCAUGUUGAAAAUCCUGCCAGUGAGGCAGAACUUCCCGUUUCUCUGAUCUCUAUGAUGUUAAAGAAACAUCAAAUGCCAUAUUUACCCCAGUUCAGUUAACUUGAUUUUGGGACUGCCUUUUAUAUAAACUAAAAGCCAAAUUGUGCUUUUUAAAACAGUAUUUUGUUAUAAUUUUCCAGAUCUAAACUCUAUUUGAAAAAAUAGGUAAUGUUUAAUUACACACUGGGUUUCUCCUCCCACCUGACCUGUGGGCUUUGGCCGUGAACUUCCAAAAUUGACAAGAGAAUUAUCCCAUUGGAAAUACAAUAACAAUACUCAAAACUUAAACUUGACAAGUUGAGCAACUUUCCUCUUUUGCUUCAAUCAGAUUAUGGCUGCAUAUGCAGUGGCCAUGGUAAAUAGAUGCAUAUUUGCACUGUCUGCUUAAUGAGCAAAUCUCUGUGUCCACAGUUUCUGAUGACAUAUGGCAUGGCUGUGUAAAUCAUACCAUCCUGAGUCUGUGUAUCGUCCACCAAGACAUAGCUUUAGUUCCACUUCUCCGUAGGAGUCAGUGUCUCUGAACUUUAUUGAAAAAAAAAAAAAUCCCUUUUCAUUCCCAAGUGUCCUCAGUUUAUGGACACACUUCACAGGUUUUUCCGCCUUUCUCCCCUUCCUGCCUCUUGGUCAGACCUACUAGUGAAGGUGUUAUCCAUACUGUGAUUUUGAAAUAAAUUAAUUCCACUAAGGCUGCUUCUGAGAAUAAAGUCUUCGGUAUUUUUCUUAUGUAAGAAGCACAUUUGCAACAAUCAUGGCGAAAAUGACAAACUAAUGGUCUAGAAUAGAAUCACUCUUACACUUAUAAUAAUGCAACAACAUAAAAAUUAUCAAAGUAAAACCAACAAUUCAUUUCUUGCCCCCAGGAAAUAUUAGAAUGAGAUUAAUGCUGAUGAGUCACCACUGCUUACACAGCAUCUCCUCGAGGGGAAUGCCUGACAGACACAGAAAUGAGGAAAUAAAGAGAUCCUAAUCCAGUUGUGAAAUUGCUGAAGAAAAUUGUGUCCAUUCCCCCCAUCCCCCGCUCCUGCCUUUGCUCUGACCUAAAUAAAAUACCUCUUCUAUAGGAUGCCUUCCACAGAUUUUCUGCAGAAUAUCUCUUCUACUAAAUAUAUACCAGACAAGCCCAUGUUAUAUUUUGAUUCAUUAUCUUUAAACACAUAAUAUCUCUUUGCCUUUUGGAAAAUUAGAUUUUCCUGUUGAUUACAAAAUGGUUUGCAGUCAGGCCAAGAUGGAGCUAGGUUAUCUGACCUCAAACUGGAGAGUUGGAAGGGUCCUUAGGAUCUGCCAGUCCAACUCCCCUAUUUUAUAAAAAAGGAAACAUGCCCAGUGAGGGGAAGGAACUUGCCCAAGCUCACACAGUUCAGUGACUGAGCAGGGACUCAAAACGUGGUGAUUUGACCAAAAUUCUUUACAACACUGCCCAUCACUAAACUGCCUUGGGCUUUGUUGUCACCUGAUUCUGCUGAACCCUCUGACUGUUCAAUUUUCCUGCUUUGGAAUAUGUUAGAAAAUUUCUAAGAAAAGUGCAGUUACAGAAUUCACACAUUUCUUUGGACAUUUAUCAAAAUGCUGCUUUUGCCAAAUGAACAUUCUUUACAAAGGGGAAGGAAUGCUAAUUACACAAUUGAACUCAGACCAGUCAUAAAUUGUGGUGAACCCUUGAUUAUAAUGUUACCUACUGGGUGCAUUUUUGUUGUUCUUUUUUCCUCCUACUGUCAGUAUUGGUGUUUUUUCCUGCUCCCACCUCGGUGAUGAACCACUUGGAAAAUACUUGAGCCAAUUCGUCUGUUUCCCUUUUUAUAACAUGGGCCACUUUCUAGAAGCCAUUUUUCCAUAACCUGUUGUAGGCACUUUACCUGUUUUGCACACGUUAUGGUUAGGUCAGGGGUAGUUAGACUGUUAAUGUUUGUUGUACAGUAAACAGGACUGUGGGACAGUAAAAGAUGAAUCAAGUAGGUGCUUGAUUUAUUCCCUUUCUUCCAUGAGUAUUUUGCUGCUAGUUUCCAUGCCAACUUUCAGUGGACUCACGUCAUGCCCAUCCAUGAAAUGCCAUCAUAGAAGACUUAGUAAUAUAAAUAGGUCAAAUCCAUGCAUUUAAGGUCUGGAAAGGGAGUUUAUAAUGCAUUCCUGGAAUUUAUCUGGAACCGCUCUUUGGAAUCAGUAGCACAGCCUGGGGGGAGAAAAGCUAGUAAAAUGUAUAUACCAUUGACCCUUUCCUACUUACUCCCUCCCAGCCCACCCACUGUCCCCACUAAUGUUGUGUCUAUGUAAUCAAAGUCAGGGGAAAUGAGAAAAGGAAUUAUCAAAACAAAUCAUAUCAGUCAGGAAACACUCUGAUGUGAAGUAAGUCAGGAAGACCCAGUGUUCAUUUUACAUGGUCCAGAUAAUUAUCUGAUCUCUUUACUUCUCUGGCCUCCCAAGGCACAGAUUUUGCUAAAGUGGUUAGUCUUUUAUGUUUUGUGUUUUUAGUUUCAAACCGUGGGAAAUGGAGAUUUAAGGACGCAUUUCUUCGGUGCCAUCGUUUUGUGUGGUCUGUGAGAAGGUAGUUAUAUAUUUUUGCUGGUUUGUGUCCUACAGCGUUCAACUGCACAUUAUUCUGAUGAAAAUCUACAGUUUUUAAACUUCUGGUUAUAUAAAUCUGGGGUUUAAAGUCACCUGUUGUGGAUUUGACAUCAGUUAAUAUUUAGCCAGUUGGCUAAGAGAUAGGAAAAGAAUGAGAUAUUUCUUUCCUUAUGUAAUAAUGAAAAGCAAUAAUUACAAUUAUGUAAUAUUACACAAAGGCCAUAAUUAGUCUCUUCCAGUGUUUAGGAUGCACUAGAGAAUCAUAUAGUCAUUUGGAGUCUGUUUGGACCCAUUAGUAUGUACUGUAGUACCCUUCCAGCAAGCAAAUACCUGAAUUGCUACCAUUUAACAAUUUUAUGAGCCCAUACUACUGCAUUUCGGGAAGUGACAAAAAUGUUUGGAAACAGAAGCAGUUCUUUUUAAGCACUGUAUGAGAAUGACUGUCUUGUAAAUUUACCUGUUGCAAACAGGCUGAUUUGUAAAAGAUGUACGUUUUGGUGUUUAAAAUGUUUAUAAAAUUGUAUAUAAUGGUUUUGAUUUUCCAGGCUUUUGUAGAUACUGUAUUUGAUGCCUAUUAGGAUGCUUUAAUUUGGGGGGUGGAAUAUAAUUCAGAGUCAUCCAAACUGUUCAUCUGCAACUGUUGAGGUAACUACUCUCAGAAAAGGAUUUUAGAUUUGAAAAUGAUGUUUUUAAUCAUUUCAAAAUGUACUGUAAUCUUUCUUUGGUACCACUGUUUUCAUUUAACUUUUUUCUGUUUUCAAGAAAGUGUUUUUAUUUGCAUUUUUUUAAAUGAAUGUGUUUUGCCAGUUACUAAGUAUCUGAUUUUUAUGCCAUUUCAGAUUCAGAAUGAGGUAUGUCAGUUCUUCACACACGUGCACACUCACCCGAACUUGCACACACGUCGCACACCAAACCUUAUGCAAAGGGGAAAGCUGACACAGCGAAUCUCGUCCCUCAUGGAGAUGGACUGUUUCUGCACAUAUUGCUGUUGGCAGAAUUCAGCCUUGUGUUCUUUUUCUAAAAAAUGAAAGAAAAACAAAAAAAGACAGUUAAAAAAAAUCCCAACAGUGUACAGGUUUGUAACUGCCAAAAAUUUGAUGGUUAAAAAAGUUUUCAAGUAAAAA
Molecule: messenger RNA, 19084 nt
Organism: Choloepus didactylus (southern two-toed sloth)
Lineage: Eukaryota; Metazoa; Chordata; Mammalia; Pilosa; Megalonychidae
Gene: FAT3
Product: FAT atypical cadherin 3
Exons: 28
Coding region: 426-14186 (4586 amino acids)
Biological process (GO): homophilic cell-cell adhesion
Cellular component (GO): plasma membrane
Molecular function (GO): calcium ion binding
Source: RefSeq, a predicted model, not a curated record